AGAAAAGAAGAUAUCAUAAUUUCACGUCUUCGAAUCUGACAUUCUGGAUAAAAUAAUUCUCUUUUUAAAAUAGAAAAUCAUGCAACUGGUAAAUGCAGCCAUUCUGAUCAAAGAGACAAUAGAGCAUAUUUUAUUUACAUGUCAACACAGUAUGAAAAUUAAAAAAAAAAUCACUUAUUCAGGAAAUGGAAAAAAUGGCUUAAAACGUAUAAUAUACAAAGCUUUUUGGAAUAUAAUUUGGAGCAAUGGAAGAAGUAUAGAGCCAGUAUAACAUUUGUUAAAGAAAUCGGGUUAUACAGGAUAAUUUAGUGUUUAUCUUUGCAUGUCUGUGCUCCACACUCCAGUACAGCAGGAGGCGGUAGUGCACCAUAACCAACCGCCAUAAAACUCCAGAAGAAGAAGAUUCGAAUCAAAAGACUCGUAAAGGUUUUGAAGACUCGCGAAUCAGUGUUUAAAGCGAUCGUCACAAGAGCCUGAUGUCUUCACGUGUAAAUGCAUCGGUGUACAUUUAAACAAUUAAUCCGUCUUCGAUUUUUUUAUUGGUUUGUCAACAGAAGACAGGAUUUCUUAAUACACUAACCGUUAGCAAUGAGAUGAAGUUGAAAAUCUGACCCGGACUCACUGUUGUCUCUGGAGCAGGGAUCAUUGUCCGGACAGCGUAAUAAACAUCUCCUGAUUCAUACAGUUGUGUACUUUGAGGCCUUGACUACUACAGAAGCCACGCUUGCAUUUUACCUCAAUGACUACAUCAAGUCAACCACACGUAUAGAGUGAAAGUGAUUGAGAUCUUCAGUGAAGCUCCUCCUACAACAAUCCAUCAAUAAAUGCUGGAGUCAAACACACAGAGAAAUCACUCCAUGUGUGACAACUGAAAUCUUCAUGACAUAAUGUUGAUGCUGGUGAAAGAGGAGCUUGAGAAGAUGACAGAUCCACAACCAUGCAGAAUAAAGGAUGAAGAUACUGAGAAACAAAUAGAUAUGAUGGAAGUGAAAGAGGAGAGUCAAGCUGAAGUGAAUGAAAAACAUCAGAUUGUAAAAAUAAACCAUAAUGUUUCACAGAAAGAAACUCUGAAGACAGAAGACAUAAAGUGUGAAAAUAGUUUCAGUGAAGAUGAACGCCCUGCAGAUCACAAGAGGACUCGCAGUGAGAAGAAACCUUUAACAUGUCAACAGUGUGGAAAGAGUUUCGGAAGAAAAACUCACCUUAAAGCACACAUGAAGAUUCACACUGGAGAAAAACCAUUCACAUGCCAACAGUGUGAAAAGAAUUUCAUAAGCAAAGCUUACCUUAACUUGCAUGUGAGGAUUCACACUGGAGAGAAACCUUUCACAUGUCAACAGUGUGGAAAGAGUUUCACCUUUCGAACAAACCUUAACCGCCACAUGAAAACUCACAGUGGGGAAAAGCCACACGCAUGUCUUCAGUGUGAAAAGAGUUUCAUAGAUAAAAGUCAACUUAUGAAACACAUAAGAGUUCACACUGGAGAGAAACCUUUCACGUGUCAACAGUGUGGAAAGAGUUUUUCUAUUGAAGGUAACCUUAAGAUACACGCAAGAAUUCACACUGGAGAGAGAGCGUUCACAUGCCAUGAGUGUGAAAAAUGUUUCAGAAGUAAGAGUACCCUUACAGCACACAUGACAAUUCACAAAGGAGAGAAACCAUACGUGUGUUUUCAGUGUGAAAAGUGUUUCAGUAUGGAGUGUCACCUUAAGAAACACAUGAUAACUCACAGUGAAAAGAAACCUCACGCAUGUCUUCAGUGUGAAAAGAGUUUCGUAGAUAAACGUGGACUUGAGAUUCACAUGAGAGGUCACAGUGGAGUGAAACCUUACAUAUGCUCCCAGUGUGAAAAGAGUUAUACAAGUGUAAGCGCUAUUAAGAAACACAUGAGGUCUCACACUGGAGAGAAACCGUUCACGUGUCUUCAGUGUGAAAAGAGUUUCAUCGAUAAACGUGGACUUAAAACUCACAUGAUCACUCACACUAAAGAGAAACCUUUCACAUGCCAUGACUGUAAAAAGAGUUUCAAAACAAAAGCCAACCUUAAAAAACACGCAAGAUUUCACACUCAAUAGAAACAUUCACGUUUCAACAGUGUGGAUAUGGCAACAAAGUUUAUAAAUCAGCUGAGGUCUUAUUAAUAAAACUGUUUGUAGGAUCCUUACUUAAAGAGCCACACAGAUCCAAAAUCGAAAAUGACCUGUAUUGCAGUGUGUCUUGUAGCUGUACAUCAAUGUAAACAAUGUGCAAAGUAGUUGAACCAAAAAGUGCACGAUUAAUAAAGUUAUUGGCAUCUAAAGUAGGGAGUCCACUCUGAAUCGCUGAAACGAGUAUGAAACGCUGAAAUGAUUUGGAUUGAAUCUACUGCCUGACUUUAUCCACGUAAUACCGUAAUGGCCACUUUAUUUGAAACAACAUGGGUCUCCUAACCAUAACCUCUAAGUAUGAUUAUAGCUAAUGAUGAAUAAUGUGUAUUGAUGUUGUUGUUUAAACUCUUAAUAUACUGUCAGAGAGUCAUGUUAGCAAGCGGCUAACACAUGCUGCCCGUUUUGCUAUAACCCGGUUAGCUUACAUUAAUGCUUUAAUGAGUGUAAAAACGUUAGUUUCUGUUGUCGUUUUUUUUUUUUUUUGCUUGGAAGAACGAUGAAUGAUGUGUAUUAAUGUUGAUAAUGUCUUCUCAGUAAAUCAUGUUAGCACUAGGUCAAUACAUGUUGCACUAUUCUGUGCCACUGAUCUGUGCGAAGACUGUGUCAGUUGAUCAAUCAGAGUCGAGUAGGCUACUGAAAGGUGGGGUUUAGGCUAGGGCUGGGUCAGAAUAUUCGAUUAUUCAAAUAUUCGUUUGGUGGCAUUCGAUUUUUAAUUUUAAGAUUUGAAUGUCCUAUUUGUUUCAACAUUAUUAGCUGCAGAGACCGCCCAGCAGGAAGUGCACUUUACGCUCCUGCUCUACAAGUGGCGGUGUGGCGCUGAGAACCUGGCUUGCAACUGCCACCAAACCCCACAAGAACAUCGUGCUUGUGUUGGCUAGAGGCUUGAUCGCUUUAACUCUUAAUAAUUGUCAAAUACAUUACAUCCAAGAUGCCAGUAAGUCACCAGGAUUCACAAGGAUUACAUCUGCUUUUGAGUUCUCAAAGUUGUGGAUAUAUUGACUUGCAUUAAACGACAGGGCACUGGGGUUUUUGCUGUGCUGCUUUAUUUUUCUACUGACGUCAGUAAAUAAACUUGAUAUUGAAAGUA
Messenger RNA from Misgurnus anguillicaudatus (oriental weatherfish), 3234 nucleotides. The record is from RefSeq and is a predicted model, not a curated record. Lineage: Eukaryota; Metazoa; Chordata; Actinopteri; Cypriniformes; Cobitidae.